AUGGCAAGAACCAAACAAACCGCUCCCAAAUCGACUGGUGGGCUUGCCCCUCGAAAGAAUGGUCCAAAGUUCCAAGCUCCAGUGUUCGUAGGGAAAAGGCACACAACUCCGCCACACAUCCUUCAAGAAAUGGUUCAAUCUUGCCUGGAAAUUCACUCUGGACCACCAAACAAUGAUUUUUGCUUGAUCUGCCAAGAUGGCACUCCUAGCAAUGGCAAGGACUCCCUCUACGCAUGUGAGGAGUCUGGCUGUCCACGUGUUAUGUGUACCAGAUGCAUGUUACUUCCGGCCAGUCACCUACACCUCAUUGAGCAACCAGGUGUCAAGUUCCGUUGCUUACACUGUCAUACACUCUCGGACAAGAGGUCUGGUGAUCUUGCGCCGUUUUAUGGAUUUUUCAAGGAUGGAAACCCCGUUUUACCGUCAUUCCUACCCAUCAUUGGAACGUUGCAACUCUCUAAAUGUUCUCAGAUAUCCACAAGGCCCGUACUUGUGAUUCACUUCAAACUUGUGGGGUUUGAGGCCACUGCAAGCCCGAUCGACACGGUUAACUUGUAUCUUUCUUCUUUCUUUCUGAGUGGGGGCCUCCGAUUUAUUGAAGUGAUUUUUGACCUUGGCACCGAUGCCAAGAUCAUGGCCUAUUCCCAACAGUAUGAGAAGCUCGCAAACGACGUGAUGGACGACUGCGACUACCAAACUGUGUGUAUAGCGAUCACCGAUCACACAGACAACACCACUGGCGACCCGUUUCUUGGAUACUCCCACGGAUCUUCCUAUGUUGCGGCCACCGUUCCUGAUUUCAUAAAUUCGUUACUUGGCCCAUGGGGGCAAGUGAUACAAUGCGCGGAGAGUACCACCCUCUUUUUUCUUGGCUGUGGCACCAUUGUCACCCAACCAGAAGGUUUUCGGGGCUUGCGUUCGUCUGUCGUUGAUCAUGCCUUUUCACAUGCAGUCGCGUUUACUGCCAAGCACUUUCAUCCUUGCUUAACCUCCCAUUUUCUCAUAUCAUUCGCACAAGCCGUCAUCGUCGAAGGUUUUGCACUGCGUGAAGCAUUUCCCAAUAUGCUUGACCAGUCGGGGUUAGGUAUGCACACAGACGUUCUCCUGAUGACCACAACACCUGAAGACACGGUGCCGCUUCAAAUUACCCAUUACAAAUGGGCCCACACCUCUAUUUGUCCAUGGGGAAAUGUACUUCCUCUACAGUGUCCGCAAUGCGGGACCCCAGUUAUGUGGGAGCGGAUCCAGGCCGAUUUCUCUCAGAAGUAUAUGGUCUUUCGAUGUCCGUUCGUAGGCUGCGGCCAUACCAAUACUGGGAGAGGCAGAUUAUCCCGCAAGAAGUACACCUGUAAGGCCCCAGAAGGCUCGACGUUACUCCCGGGGCGAAAACGCAACGCCUCCUGGUUGGAGAUCGAUGUCGCCUUCUCUAGAAAUGAUGCCAAGACGACCUGA
Molecule: messenger RNA, 1452 nt
Organism: Suillus plorans
Lineage: Eukaryota; Fungi; Basidiomycota; Agaricomycetes; Boletales; Suillaceae
Exons: 4
Coding region: 1-1452 (483 amino acids)
Cellular component (GO): protein kinase CK2 complex
Molecular function (GO): protein kinase regulator activity
Source: RefSeq, a predicted model, not a curated record